CAUUCACUCACUCAAUCCUCAAAGAUAAUCGCCCUUGUUUAUUUUCGUAUUUUUCUUGAAAUUUAUUGAUUUGUUAUCGCCAAGUUAAGAUUUAUCAUGAAUUUCGGACUUGUAGACUACGGAUCCUCUUCGCCUUCAUCUAGCGAAACAGAGGAGGAACCAGAACCAAGUGAAAAGCCGGCAGACGAAGUAAAACCUAGUGUGGCAAAGUUACCCAAACCUUCCCUUGAUGCCCCAGCUUUACAGACAUCAGUAUUCUCAAAUCCGUUUGUUGAAGCUGAGCUGGCGAAGGCGGCAAUAUUAGAAAAACACGUAAAAAUGGUUCCAGGGAAAGAAGAGACACAGAUGAUAAACGGAAAGAAGAUUUGCUGGAGCCACAGGAAGGGACGGUGCAGAUUUGGUCACCGAUGCAAAUUUGCUCACGACACUGACAUUCAAAAGAGCCCUGAAGAGUUGGAAGCAGAGAAACAGAGGAUCCUUUCAAGGUCUUUUUGCGAGGGUGCUGACACAGUGACUUCCACACAGCCGCAGCAUGUGCCAGUGGAAGAGGUGAACCCGACUGAUGAUGCAGUGUGGGAGGGAGGCUCUGAUAGGAAGAAGCUGAAGCGUCCCGGCCUCAGCCAGGGUCUGAUACCAGGACAAAAAGUCCUCAAAAUGUAUAAACAGCAGAAGUUAAAAGAAAAGAAAAAUUAAUUAGUGAAAAAUAUAUGUAUAAGCAUUUUACUCUACAUACUAUCAUUAUAAUAGUUAUUGUUCAUAACUCAGUGGGUUGUUUCGGUAUUUGAAGAGACCGAGAGCUAUAAUUCUAUACCUACCUACCUAAUUGGUUAGAACCUCGUAUACCCGACACCGACAGCCACUGUAGUUACCUACUGAGGUACACCUGAAUUCCUCAUUCCAUUAUUUUUGAAAUAUAAUUAUGUUUGUAGGUAUUUAGUGCAAAAUGAGAAAGCGAACUUGUUACUGUGAGGUAUCACACCUGUGAAUCUAUCCCAUCGAAGAAUAAUUGUAUACAGGGAACAAUUAUAAUUCUUAUGAUUCGAUACCCUAAAUAAAGUUAUCUAAAAUGAAAAUUCA
This is a messenger RNA of Plutella xylostella (diamondback moth), 1077 nucleotides long. RefSeq lists its product as uncharacterized. Gene Ontology annotation, molecular function: metal ion binding. NCBI's taxonomy places the organism in Eukaryota, Metazoa, Arthropoda, Insecta, Lepidoptera, Plutellidae. The record is from RefSeq and is a predicted model, not a curated record.